AUGUCCAACAGCAGCUCCAUCACCCAGUUCCUCCUCCUGGCAUUCGCAGACACACGGGAGCUGCAGCUCUUGCACUUCUGGCUCUUCCUGGGCAUCUACCUGGCUGCCCUCCUGGGCAACGGCCUCAUCAUCACCACCAUUGCCUGUGACCACCAUCUCCACACCCCCAUGUACUUCUUCCUCCUCAACCUCUCUGUUCUCGACCUGGGAUCCAUCUCCACCACUGUACCAAAAUCCAUGGUCAAUUCCCUCUGGGAGAAAAGGACCAUCUCCUACUCAGGAUGUGUUUCACAAGUCUUUCUGUUUGCCUUAUUCAUUGUAGCAGAGUUUUCUCUUCUCACCAUCAUGUCCUACGACCGCUACGUUGCCAUCUGCAAA
Molecule: messenger RNA, 378 nt
Organism: Cuculus canorus (common cuckoo)
Lineage: Eukaryota; Metazoa; Chordata; Aves; Cuculiformes; Cuculidae
Product: olfactory receptor 14I1-like
Exons: 1
Biological process (GO): G protein-coupled receptor signaling pathway
Cellular component (GO): membrane
Molecular function (GO): G protein-coupled receptor activity
Source: RefSeq, a predicted model, not a curated record